Messenger RNA from Giardia duodenalis, 1380 nucleotides. RefSeq lists its product as uncharacterized. The transcript has a single exon. Lineage: Eukaryota; Fornicata; Diplomonadida; Hexamitidae. The record is from RefSeq and is a predicted model, not a curated record. The coding region runs from base 1 to 1380 and encodes 459 amino acids.
AUGAAUAUACUGAAGGAUCCGACUCUCUUGGAGGCCACAUGGGCUAACAUUUCUGCUAACAACGGAGAGUCUAAGCAGCAAACGACCUUGUUUUCGCCCGUUUCAACGGAGUCAGAACAUGAACCUUUGGCUGAAGUGCGCGCGUCUCAAGCAGAAUUCUUUCGUUUUGUUGUCUUAAAGGUUAAGGAGUCUUCACAGGUACUUGGGUUCUCGCGUAUUCCCGUUGUGGUUGAGGUUUCCCAGGUCAUUCCUGACCCGCGGUUGCUUCCCUAUGGAUCGGCGGACAUGGCGCGCUUUCUCAACCACUUGGGGUCAGAUAUCAUUAAGACAGGAGUUGCAGAUCAUCUUUCUUUCCCGAGUCUCUUCAGUGGCCUUGUAUUCCUCGUGAAUAGUCAGUUUUGCGACAUGCCCAGGCUUCAAUCGCGGUUUGCAGAGUUGAGCCCCACUCUACGGCAAGUUGGGCUGGAUGAUCGUGUACUGGGGUCCUUUGCUGCGUUGUCUCACGGGUUUUUGGGGCGAAAUCUCAACAGAGUCGUAGAGAUAGCCAAACGAGGACUGCACGACGCAGACAGACCCCUUGCCUGGUCCAUUCUGCUUGGGACAGUAAAUGCCGCAGGGGACACAAUUGAGCCUCUUCAAGGAGUCCCACUCACGCUUCCUCCUGCUGCAGACGUCGGAGAGGGGAUGAUCCUCUAUACUGACCUCUUACUCCAAGCGGAUGUGUUGACCACAUGUACAGAUGAGCACCACUUUCUUUUCAACGACAGCGUGCUCCGCCUCCUCAGCUGUUUCAUUAACACUCCCCUUCAGUGGCACGGUGCCCGCAAGUAUCUCGGACCAACCUUAAAGUCCACGAGUGGUGACAUCAUUCCAGCCAGUGGCAUCUUCCCCUUUCGAGGAAUGUCCAGCUACGUUGCACCGCUCCUCUUCCUGUACAAGGAGGAGUCCGUCCUCCCGCACCUUCAGAUACUAUACACACGAUACUAUUGUCGGCUACACACCAUAGAGGGACUUGCACCCCUUAUGGGGUUGGCUGAACUCCUUAUCGCCGAAGGCUGCCCCGACCUAGUAGUAAAAUUCAGGAUGCUUCAAGCGCAGAGUCCAGACAUCAGCCUCUGCAGCAUCAUUGUGCCGUGGCUCAUGACUGGAUUUGCAGGAUAUCUUAUGCCACGAGAAUACUUUCAAUUGUGGGAUCGAAUAUUGGGAUACAACGCUUUGGAGCUUCUUUCGGUUUUCGCAGCAGCCAUACUCAUCCUCAAAUCUCCCACUUUGGUUGGCCUUUCAGACCCACAUGACGUAAAGUACUAUUUAAGCGAUCUGAGUGGCAUCCAGACAGUCUCUCUCCUACAAUUGGCGCUAUUCUCCGUUGACAAAAAAUAG